This is a messenger RNA of Heterotrigona itama, 1098 nucleotides long. The record is from the annotation of a GenBank genome assembly. Lineage: Eukaryota; Metazoa; Arthropoda; Insecta; Hymenoptera; Apidae.
AUGGAUAAAAAGACGUAUAGAAAAUAUAAACGAAGGAUUACUAAAACUAAAGCUUUAGUCGAUAAUAAGCCUCCAAAAUUUGAAGUAUCUGCAUAUUAUAAACCGUAUAUUAUGAGAAAUGAGAAGAAUCGAAUACUACAACUCGACAAAGAAAAUAUGAAAUUACUAAGGCAGAUGAAUAUAAUUACUCGAUUAGGAGCAAGUAUAACAAAUUUUGUUUUUAUAACAAAUUUUGGAACUGUUGAUUGUUGGUUACCAAAAAUAAAAUAUAAAUCAAAGAUGGAUAAUCAGGAAGUACGAAAUAAACAACUUAUGAAAGAAAAUAAACGAUUAUUACGAAAAAUUCGUGGAGCAAGUAGUAAUUAUCCUACUGCAGAAUAUCAGGAAGAACUUACAAUACAUACCAUUGGAUUAGAAUCACAUCAAGAUCAUUGCAUGAUUAGAGAUUUAUCAUUACUAAAAGAUAUGAAUCCAUCUAUCCGAACCAAAUGUUUUUUUGAAAUUGAAAUUCAGGGAGAUCAGAAAUUAGGAUCUAUUCAGUUUGAACUUUAUGAUGAUGUUGUACCCCGGACAUGUGCAAAUUUUGCGGAAUUGUGUCAUGGAUAUAAUAGUUUGUCUUUCAAAAACACACCAUUUCAUCGAAUUGUAUCUGGUUAUUGGUGUCAAGGUGGAGAUGUUACAAAGUUUGACGGAAGUGGAGGAAGAUCCAUAUAUGGUGAAUCAUUUAAGCAUGAGAAUUAUAAUUUACGUCAUGCUGGCCCUGGAAUUUUGUCCAUGUGUAAUGAAACUGAAAAUACAAGCAAUUCCAAAUUUAAUCUUACUUUUAGAAAAUUGGAAACAGUAAAUAGAAAGAAUGUAGUUUUUGGAAAAGUUAUUGCAGGUCUCUCAAAUAUUUAUAAGAUUGAAGAAUUUGGUACAAAAACAGGAAAACCAUUUAAAACAAUAAUUAUAUCCAAUUGUGGUAUUCUAUCAAGACAUAAAUAGAAAAAGAUUAAGUAAGACAUAAAAAAUUCAUUUAAUUGUUAAGAUGCAGAAUAUUUUAAUGAUAUGUUAUAAAUAGUAUUAUUUUGUUUUACAUAGAAAAGUGUAACUAUAUUA